This is a messenger RNA of Nanorana parkeri, 4470 nucleotides long. Its product is annotated as alpha-2-macroglobulin-like. The transcript has 37 exons. Gene Ontology annotation, molecular function: endopeptidase inhibitor activity. The record is from RefSeq and is a predicted model, not a curated record. Gene Ontology annotation, cellular component: extracellular region. The coding region runs from base 7 to 4470 and encodes 1487 amino acids. NCBI's taxonomy places the organism in Eukaryota, Metazoa, Chordata, Amphibia, Anura, Dicroglossidae.
UGCACAAUGGUGUCAUGGGUGCUGUGUGCUGGUCUAGUCCUUCUUCACAUCUCCUGCUCUGUGGAAGCCAAACUGCACUAUGCUGUCAUCUUCCCCUCUGAAAUUCACUCUCAUGAAACUCUAUGUAUACACCUGGAGGGGGCUCAGGGGGAGAGCAGAGUACAGAUCUCUUUACGGCUGGAUGAAAAGAACACAACCCUUGUGGAGAAGAUAUUUGACCAGGAGUCCAUAUUCACCUGUUUUCCAAUCCAGGUUUUCACGCCUGUACAGUCGGAUGUAGUGGGCACGUUGGAUGUCUCCAUAGAAAAUGCAGGGGAAACAGUAAUGAACAGCAGUAAAGUUCUGGUGAUGAAGAAGAAAUUCGGUCUUCUGGUUCAGACAGACAAAGCUGUUUACAAACCAGGACAAACUGUAAAAUUCAGAAUCCUAUCCAUUAAUGAAAAUCUUCAACCCAGACAUACUGUGUUUCCAGUCGUAGAACUACAGGAUCCAGGAAAGAACCGGAUUGGUCAGUGGUUGAAUGUGAGCGUCAGUCAGGGAUUGGCUGAGCUUUCCCUUCCUCUUUCCUCUGAGCCUCCACUGGGAGAAUACUCCAUCCGGGUGAAAGACACAGUCCAUGCAUUCACUGUGGAGGAAUAUGUUCUUCCAAAGUUUGAAGUUUCCCUUCAGUUCCCUAAGGUUGUUAUGUUUGACAGUGACCAGUUCCCACUUCGUGUGUGUGGAAGAUACACUUAUGGGAAGCCAGUUCAAGGAAGCUACAUGGUCACUGUGUGUCAGAAACGAUUUAGAACGUGGUGGGGACAAGAUGAUGUCAACAAUAUAUUCUGUGCUAAUUUCACUGGAAAGUUGGACAGAUCAGGAUGUCAUAUCAUAGAAGUUAAUUCUAAGGUCUUUAACCUGAAAAGCAGCGACAUGGAGAAGGUUCUGAAAGGAGAAGCCACCAUCACUGAGAGUGGAACGGGAAUUGAGUUAUCUACAACCAGCCAAGCUAGUGUAUCCAACACAAUCAAUAAGGUGUCAUUUGUUAAUGCAGACAAUAACUACAAAGUUGGGAUCCCCUACACUGGAGUGAUUAAAGUGGUGGAUGUUGGUGAUAACCCUAUACCAGGCAUUAAUGUUUACCUAACAAGUUAUGAUGACCCGAUCAACGACACCUUAGUGACAGAUGACAAUGGACAAGUUUCUUUCACUCUCGAUACUAAUAGUUGGGAGGGAAGAAAAACACUAAGGGCAAGAACAAAUCUGACGAGUUCGCCAUAUAUCUUUAGAGUCCGGUACCCAGAGUAUGGUAGUGAUCGUCUAAUUCUUAAACCCUUCUACUCCCCUACUAAGAGCUUCCUGAAACUCCACUCCUUGAACAGAGUCCUUGCAUGUGAGGGGCAGCAGGAGGUGCAAGUGGAAUAUAUCAUUAAACACACAGAGCUGGAGACUGAAACUGACCACGUAGACCUCCAUUAUCUGGUGACUUCUAAAGGCUCAAUACAAGAUUCCGGGUCUUUAGAAAUUAUAAUUAAAAGUAAUAAUGAAGAUCUAUAUGGCAAGACUACAUUAAAGCUUCCACUAAGUGCAAGAACAUCCUCCAAACUACAAGCACUUGUGUACAUGAUACUACCAAAUGGAAACAUUUUAGCUGACUCUGCAAACUAUAUAGUUCAGAGAUGCUUCAAAAAUAAAGUUUCAGUGGGCUUUUUACCAAAUGAGGUCCUUCCAGGAUCGGAAGUGUCUCUCCAGGUUCAGGCUGCUUCUGGUUCCCUCUGUGGUCUCAGGGUGGUGGAUCAGAGUGUGGUCUUGAUGAAACCAGAGAAGGAGCUGACUGCCGCCAAAGUUUUUGAUCUAUUUCCAUCCGGGCAAAGUGGGGAAUAUGACUAUCGUGUCCAGGACGAUCAUAAUCAAUGCACUAUUCUUCGAGGUCACAGAAGGCUGAAUUUUGGGUGGCAUAUACGUCGACAUGACAAGGAAGUGGAUGUGCACAGCUUAUUUGAGGGGAUAAACCUAAAAAUAGUAACAAGUGCAGAUAUCAAGAAAGCUGUGGACUGCCAUAUGAGCUUUCCAAGUUAUCGUGCCCGCGGUCCAGGGAGGAUUGGUAGUUAUGUACUCCAGAGGAUCCACAAAAAGCUGCUGCAGUUGGCAGCGGACAGCUCUCCAUUUUUCUUUGAAACUAUUCCAGUAUUAACUAAUGGGGGAAGAAAGCUAUCCAGGCCUGUGGAGGAAGAGGAAGAACAAGAGCCAGAAAGAGAGAUAAAAAAAGAGAAAGAAAUAGAGCCCAUUCGAACGUAUUUCCCUGAGACCUGGAUAUGGGAACUUAUAGCAGUAGGAGACUCUGGCAGUGCCAACCUCCAUCACAAGGCUCCAGACACCAUCACAGACUGGAAUGCCGGGGCUGUAUGUUUGGGUCAGAGUGGAUUAGGCCUGUCUCCUCCUGCCUCUCUUCGGGUCUUCCAGCCGUUCUUUGUGGAUCUCGCCCUCCCGUAUUCUGUAGUGAGAGGAGAAACUUUUAUCCUUAAAGCCUCUGUAUUUAACUACCUCAAACAGUGUAUCAAGAUUGAAGUCAAUCUGGGGCCCACAAAGGAGUUAGAGCAGACACCUUGUACAGACUGUACAUACAGCAGCUGCCUGUGCGCCGAUGAGAGCAAAACGUUUUACUGGAACCUGAAAGCCACCAAUCUGGGAGAAGUAAACAUCACAGUGCGAACUGAGGCUGUGAAGACUGAAGAGUUGUGCCAGAAUGAUAUACCGAUUGUUCCCCUACAAGGAGCCACCGAUACCAUUGUGAAACCCUUACUUGUAAAGCCUGGAGGAGUCCUGGUGGAGAAAUCACACAGUUCUCUUCUCUGCAUCCAGGAGGGAGAAGAUAACACUAAGACAGACGAGGUCUUCCUAAAGGUCCCUAAGAACAUUCUGAAUGACUCUGAGAGAGCUCAUGUGACUGUGUUGGGAGAUAUAAUGGGAACAGCAUUGCAGAACCCGGACCGUCUCUUGGCCAUGCCAUAUGGGUGUGGAGAGCAGAACAUGGUCCUCUUUGCUCCCAACAUAUUUAUUCUGCAGUAUCUGGAGAAAACUCAUCAGCUGACAGAUGAGAUCAAGAGCAAAGCCACCAAGUUCCUGGAGAGCGGAUAUCAGCGACAGUUGACAUACAAACGGGAUGAUGGGUCAUACAGUGCCUUUGGAAAGAGUGAUCCCCAGGGUAACACAUGGUUGUCAGCAUUUGUGGUGAAGUCCUUCAGCAAAGCUCGGCCUUAUAUAUUUAUAGAUGAAAGUCACCUAAAUCAAUCCUUCACCUGGCUCAAGAUGAAUCGUAAUGAGACUGGCUGCUUCCGUAGCGUGGGAAGACUCUUCAAUAAUGCUAUGAAGGGAGGAGUGCAAGAUGAUAUCUCCCUUUCUGCUUAUGUGACAAUUGCUCUGAUAGAGGGUGGUGUACCUCUGGAGGAUCCUCUGGUUAGGGACGCAGUAUCCUGUCUGCAAAAGGCAGCUAGUGAUGUGACCAAUGUAUACACCCUGGCUCUGCUGGCCUACACCUUUACCCUGUGUGGAGAGACAGAGUUCAGAAAGACUAUACUAGACAAACUGGACGAAAAAGCUGUACGAGGAGAUGGACAGCUCCACUGGAAACGGGAUUCUGCUCCUCCUAAGCAAGAUUCAUACUGGUACCGAGCUCCAUCUGCUGAGGUGGAGAUGACUGCCUAUGCACUCCUGACUCUACUCCAUGGGCCUGAACCUGACCUGAGCAAAGCUACGGAGAUUGUAAACUGGUUGAGCAAACAGCAGAACCCCUAUGGAGGCUUCUCAUCUACACAGGACACAGUUGUAGCUCUUCAAGCUCUAGCCAAGUACUCGGCACUCACAUUCAGUGAUAAGGGUGAUAUGACUGUGACCGUCACUUCCAGCACAGGAUUUCUGGAGAAGUUCCAUGUAGACAAAAACAACCGUCUCCUCCUCCAGAGAGCAACACUCCCGACUGUUACCGAAGAAUAUAUGGUGACUGCCACAGGGAACGGCUGUGUUUUUGUCCAGACAGUCCUGAGAUACAAUGUCCCUCCACCCAGAAGUGACAUCAGCUUUUCAUUAAAGGUGACACCACAAUCAACCAGAGAGUGCCUGGGGGAUCCAGUGACGAAUUUUGAUAUUCUAAUCAGUGCUACAUACAUUGGAACCCGGGAGAAAUCCAACAUGGCUGUUAUAGAGGUGAAGAUGCUUUCUGGAUACAUUCCAGUCAAGAGUACAGUGAAGAAGCUGCAGAAGGACCAACUGAUACAGAGAAGUGAAAUCCAAAUGGACACAGUCACUUUAUAUCUGAAUCAGGUGGGGCAUGAUACUAUAAAUCUCUCUUUCAUGGUGGAGCAGAAUAUUGAAGUCAAGAACCUGAAACCAGCCACAGCAAAAGUUUAUGAUUACUAUGAAACAGAUGAGCAAGCAGUGGCAGAAUACAAUCAUCCCUGUAACUCAGGUGACACAUUCAGCAAUUCAAGAUGA